This is a messenger RNA of Owenia fusiformis, 1663 nucleotides long. Lineage: Eukaryota; Metazoa; Annelida; Polychaeta; Sabellida; Oweniidae. The record is from the annotation of a GenBank genome assembly.
GUCGACAUUUGUAUGUAAGAAAAAUCUACCUUUAAAAAAAUUUAAAAUGUCGUUCUUCAUCAAAUCCCAAGGAAAAGCUGCGUCUAAAAAGAAGGUACUGAAGAAUCGAAAAGCUGACAAUUCAAGGGAAAAGGUACAAGCCACCAAAAAGAAGAGAAAGUUACCAAAGGAUGAAGAAAUUCCAAGUGAUUCUGACUUUGAAAGCGGGGAUGAGGGUGUACCUUCUGUACACUCAGAAUCUGAGGAAGAGACUACACAAGAAAAGAGACUACGACUCACAAAACAAUACCUUGCUGAUUUAGAGAAAGAGGAGAGAGAGAAACAGGACGAUGAUGAUGUAGAUAGAGAGGUCAUCUCACAUAUUCUCCAGCAGGAUCAUCUGGAACAGACUGGCAAACUAUGGAAACAAAUAGCAGACACAUAUAUCGCCCCCUCCCCCGAUGAUGUCAUCGUUCUACGUGGGCACCAGUUAGCUGUUACAUGUGUAGUGAUAUCAACUGACUGUAAACACAUAUUUUCAGCAUCAAAAGACUGUUCUAUUAUAAAAUGGGAUGUAAAGACUCAUAAAAAAUUAAAAGUGAUCCAUGGAGGAAGGAAAGGCACUGAGACUAAACACAAGGGACACACUGCACAUAUAUUGGCUUUAGCACUGUCAUCAGAUGGAAAGUUCCUGGCCUCGGGAGAUGCAAAUAGGCUAAUUCAUAUCUGGAAUCCUGAAACAUGUGAGCUGAUACACACUUUUACAGGACACAGGGGGCCAGUCACUGGCCUAGCAUUCAGGAAAGGAACACAUCAACUCUUUAGUUGCUCUCAGGAUAGAUCAGUAAAGAUUUGGAGUGUUGCUGAGAUGGCUUAUGUAGAAACACUACUUGGCCACCAAGACCAAAUAACAUGCAUUGACAGUUUAUCACGUGAUAGAGCAGUAACAUCAGGUGGCCGAGAUGGCUCAGUCAGAAUAUGGAAGGUUGUAGAGGAGUCACAGUUGGUCUUCCAUGGUCACAAAGGCUGUAUAGACUGUGUGUCUCUCAUCAAUGAGGAACAUUUUGUCACAGGAGCUGAGGACAAUUCACUGGCACUAUGGGGUGUAUUGAAAAAGAAACCACUAGCAAUGGUCCAGAAUGCCCAUGACGGCAGCUUGAGUGAUGGGGUAGCUGGGACAGAACAGGAGAACUGGAUCACAUCUGUAGCCUCCCAUCAGACAACUGAUCUCAUUGCGUCAGGUUCUAAAGAUGGCUGUAUCAAAUUCUGGAAGUGUGCUCAAGAUUUCAAGUCCCUUCAACCUCUCUUUUCUCUACCAGUGGCUGGUUUUAUCAACAGUUUAGCUUUCUCAACCGAUGGAUCAUUGCUUGUGGCUGGAGUUGGACAGGAACACAGAAUGGGCAGAUGGUGGAGGAUUAAAGAAUCAAAGAACUCAAUAUGUAUCAUAAAUAUGAAGAAAACAGACACCUAGAUCUUAAGGACGUACUCGAUAUCACAAAAUUAUCAAGACAGUUACAAUAAGCAUCAUUCCGGACAGAUUGGUGACAUUAUCAAAGAUUAUAACUGAGGAAAAAUGUUUAAAAGCUGCUUGUUUUUCCUCCAUUACCAUGGUUACUGACAUUUGUACAAUAAUGUAUGAUAAACCUAGAUAAUCUAAAUUUCAAAUAAAUGAUACUAAUUUGAC